Messenger RNA from Peromyscus californicus insignis, 9373 nucleotides. It is a transcript of the gene Trim56, whose product is annotated as tripartite motif containing 56. The record is from RefSeq and is a predicted model, not a curated record. Bases 322 to 2544 code for a protein of 740 amino acids. Lineage: Eukaryota; Metazoa; Chordata; Mammalia; Rodentia; Cricetidae. Gene Ontology annotation, biological process: innate immune response; positive regulation of DNA-templated transcription. Gene Ontology annotation, cellular component: nucleoplasm; chromatin. The transcript has 3 exons. Gene Ontology annotation, molecular function: ubiquitin-protein transferase activity; zinc ion binding.
CUGUCCCGGGCCGGGGACGGAAGUUGCAGCCCCGUACUUUCAGUUUUGUUUCCCUCGCAGGCAGGCAGUCGGCUGCCGGCCGUCGCGGGAUUUCGGGGCUCCCCGGGCCCUGCUGCCAGAGUCCAAGUUCAGCAGUGGCUGGAUUAUUCCAUCUCUGAGGCCUGGGGCCUUCCUGGUCUCAUUUUUUCCACAGGAUCAGCGCUACCGACAGCUUUUGCAUGUUUACAUUUGGCUGAGUGUAAAGAGGACGAAGUGGAAGAAAGACCUCCUUCCCCUGGUAUCCAGUGUCUCCCAGAAGCCAGAACUUCCCAACCUUCCAGUAUGGUCUCCAAAGUCUCCUCCCCUACUCUGCUGGAGGCUCUGAGCAGCGAUUUCCUAGCCUGUAAAAUCUGCCUGGAGCAGUUACACAUGCCCAAGACACUGCCAUGCCUACAUACCUAUUGCCAGGACUGUCUGGCCCAACUGGACGUCGGUGGCCAGGUCCGCUGCCCCGAGUGUCGGGAGAUUGUGCCUAUUCCUCCCGAGGGUGUGGCCGCCUUCAAGACCAACUUCUUUGUCAAUGGGCUUUUGGACCUCGUCAAGGCCAGGGCUCCCGGAGACAUGCAUUCGGGGAAGCCCACCUGCGCUCUGUGCCCUCUGGUGGGAGGCAAGAGCUCUGGAGGGCCCGCCACAGCCCGGUGCCUGGACUGCGCGGACGACCUAUGCCAGGCCUGUGCCGACGGGCAUCGCUGCUCCCGCCAGACCCAUAAGCACCGAGUAGUUGACUUGGUGGGUUACAGAGCCGGGUGGUAUGACGAAGAGGCCCGCGAGCGCCAGGCAUCCCAGUGUCCCCAGCACCCGGGGGAAACCCUCCUCUUCCUAUGCCAACCGUGUUCUCAGCUCCUCUGCAAGGACUGCCGUCUGGGGCCGCAUCUGGAUCACCCCUGCCUGCCCCUGGCGGAGGCAGUGCGCUCCCGGAAGCCGGGCCUCGAGGAGCUACUGGCUGGUGUGGACAGCAAUCUGACUGAGCUCGAGGCCACCCGGGUGGCAGAAAAGGAAGCCUUAGCCCAGCUGCGGGAGCAGGCAGCCAGCGUGGGGGCGCAGGUGGAGGAGGCGGCUGAGCGAGUCCUCAAGGCCCUGCUGGCCCAGAAGCAGGAAGUGUUGGGACAGCUCCGGGCCCAUGUGGAGGCUGCCGAGGAGGCUACCAGGGAGAGGCUGACCAAGAUCGAGGGCCAGGAGCAAGUGGCCAAGGCGGCCGCAGCCUUUGCCCGCCGAGUGCUCAGCCUGGGUCUGGAGGCGGAGAUCCUUUCGCUGGAGGGGGCCAUCACGCAGCGCCUGCGCCAGCUUCAAGACUGUCCCUGGGCCCCCGGGCCUACCCGCUGUCUGCUGCCCAAGCUGGAGCUCCAUCCUGGGCUCCAGGACAAGACCUGCCACCUGCUUCGACUCUCCUUUGAGGAGCCAAAACCGUCCCAGCAGGACAAUGCGAAGGGUGGAGCCGGGACCCAAGGAGGAGAUGAGGCUCCCAGCCAAGGCGAGGAGAGAGCCAAGACGGGGAAGCAGGGUGGAACCCAGCCCCUGUGCAAGGAUGGAGCCUCAACUCCCAAAGAAGGCAAAGCCCAGAGCUCCCAAGAGGAUGACGAGGUCCAAAUCGAAAGGGGUAACAGAUCUAACAAGAAGAAGAAGGGCAAAGGGCGGGGCAAGCCCGUUUCUCGGGAGCCCAGCCCCAUCCUGAGGCCAAACCUAGAAGGUUCAAGCCUCCUCCCUCGGCCUGUUUUCUCCUGGAGUUUCCCCACCAGGAUGCCCGGAGACAAGCGUUCCCCGCGCAUCACCGGGCUCUGUCCCUACGGCCCCCAGGAGAUCCUGGUGGCGGAUGAGCAGAACAGGGUCUUGAAACGCUUCUCCCUCAAUGGCGACUACAAGGGCACAGUGCCGGUGCCCGAGAGCAGUUCCCCAUGCAGUGUGGCUGCCCUGCAGAACGCAGUGGCUUUCUCCGCCAAUGCCAGGCUCUACCUCGUCAGUCCCGAGGGGGAGGUUCAGUGGCGAAGAUCCCUGAGCCUCACCCAGUCCAGCCACGCCGUGGCCGCGAUGCCCUGUGGAGACCGGGUCGCCGUCAGCGUGGCAGGCCACGUGGAGGUGUACAAGAAGGAUGGCAGCCUGGCCACCCGGUUUAUCCCUGGAGGCAAGGCUAGCCGGGGCCAGCGGGCACUGGUGUUCCUGACCACCAGCCCCCAGGGCAAUUUUGUAGGGUCCGAUUGGCAGCAAAACAGCGUGGUUUUCUGUGAUGGGCUAGGCCAGGUGAUAUGGGAAUACAAGGGCCCUGGUUUACAUGGCUGCCAGCCAGGUUCUGUGUCCGUGGAUAAGAAAGGCUACAUAUUUCUGACCCUUCGGGAGGUCAACAAGGUGGUCAUCCUGGACCCCAAGGGGUCACUUCUUGGUGACUUCCUAACAGCGUAUCAUGGCCUGGAAAAGCCCCGGGUAACCACCAUGGUAGACGGCAAAUAUCUGGUGGUGUCCCUCAGUAACGGGACUAUCCAUGUGUUUAGGGUCAGGUUUCCCGACAGUUAAGGGGGCUCAGGGCUGGGAUGGGGGGGAAGGGGCAGGCGGGAAGGGAGGGAGGUGACGAAGCCGAGGGCAUUUUCCCAGCUGGCAGAAUGCUUGCUCCUUCUGUGAUUGAUGUCUAGGGAUAGAAGAUUCCAAGAGCGGUAGUGGUGAUGUGUCCAUAAUCUCAGGAGCACACGGCCGGUGCCUGAAGUCAACCAAACCGCUUGCUUUUCAAUGAUGCCCGCAGCUGCGGCUGCUGCUGUGUAGUUUAGGUGUCUUGAGAUUUAUAAGUGAUUCUUGAUUUGUAGUCUUCAAAACCAUUCCUGAGAUGGGGUCAUGACUCUGUAGAGCACUGGCCUAGAACUCACAAAUGAGGGUCUGGGGAGCGGGGGUGUGGCUCAAUAGUAGAGCGCCUGCCUAGAUUCUACCAAUGAGGAGUGGGGGCGUGGUUCAGGGCUGGAGCACCUGCCCAGAAUCCCCCAGUGAGGGCCUGGGGGCGUGGCUCAGUGGUAGAGGGCUUGUCUAGCCUGCAGGAAGUCCUGAGGUCAAUUCCUAGAUGUUCCCUCCUCCUUGGGGGGAAAAAGACUGAUGGAGUGGAUGAAAGAGAGUCUCCUAGAGAGAUGACUUGUGUCAUUCUCCAAGCAAAGAAAGACCCAGCAUAUGUCAAGACGUGGUGGAAAUGGGGUGAAAACUGGCCAUUCUCACAGGGGCACAUGGGGUCACAGGAUGCCAGAGAUCUCAGAAUGGCGAUAACGUUGCCGUGUUCUGCCAACCACCACCAGGGCGUCGAGACUCCCUUAGUGAAGGACUGGGGUGGGUUUCAAGGUGUCAGAGGUCAGAGAGUGCAGGUACAAUCGGAGAGGCUAUAGAUGUGAGGUUAAAGCCAGAUGUGGCAACACAGCACGCCUGUAAUCCCAGCACUUGGGAAGCUGAGGCAGGAGGAUCACACAUGUGAGCUUAAGCCUGUGCUGCCUGCAGAGACUGUGUGUAAAAGGCUGGACUCCUCUCCCAACUCUCAAGCACCAGUCUGUCUCACAGAAGCUCCAUCUCUGGUGGCCACAUGUUCAGCUGGAUCAGUGAGGAUGCCCACUGUGAGGGGAGCUUAACCCUCCUAGAGGGUGGCUGAGCGGUGUCAGCAUCAACGCUGGUGGGAUCCUGUCCAGAGAGGUGUGCAUGGGCAGGGCUGUGACUUUGUGAUUGUCCUCCAGUGCUCCACCAUGUGCACGGACUGCAUCAUCCUGCCCUUCAGUGCCCACAAGCCAGACAUCUCGCGAGUUCUCAGACACCAGCAAGGCCCCCAGAAACCGUGACAAUAAGACCCACGUGGUGCCGAGUAAGGCUCACUGGAUUGAGAUGCAGCAGCUGACGGAAUGAGGGGUGCUUGUGGUUGCUGGUGAAGCCCAUCGACCUCCCUCCCGAGGUGGUCCAAGUUUACAUCAACUGGUGCUGGGCUGAUGACCAAGAAGUUCUUUAGGGCAGGAGAGCAGAAUCCUUUCAAAUAUACCAGUCCGCCCUGAACUGCCGCCCUCAGGAAGCCCAGUGACCCAGUGAGUGGCCAGGCUGGCCAAGGUCUGUGCCUGCAUCAUCCAUCCCCUCAAAAAGGAGAUGCCCAAUGUCUUCAGAAGACAGAGUAAAUGUCAGAAGAUGGUAAGGGAGCAUCAGAUCCUUCCUGGUCAUUGUCCUGGGCCUUGGGAAAAUGCAGGGACUCUAACAGACCCAGGACUUCAGCACAUUUCAAGCCUUGGAGUCCUAGAAGCGGGACAUUGUGGACGGUGUGCUGGCCAGUGACCUCACCUGGACGGUGGUGAGGGUGGGUCUGGAGGACUCCCUGACCGCUGCCCUGCAGGCUGUGAAGGGUGGCGACCUCGAUGGCGCUGUGAACGUGUGGGCAUGUCUACAGUGAGCAUGAACGAUGUUGAGUAGGUGCCUGGCUAGGACAAGACGACCUACGAGAUCUGCACACACACCCCAGCCCUUCCCCUGCCAUCGCCUGCAAGAUCACAGGCACCGACACCAAGAAAGACCGAGAAUCCUGGUUUGCCUAACAGCGCUGGCCGAGCACCUCACCCAGGUAAAGUUGGAGGACCGCCAGCGGCCCACCGCCCUGCCCCCACACCUCAGCUCACCUUAGCAGAGGCACAGAUGACCCCCAGAGCUGCUGGUGCUCCCCCCAUCUCUGCACUGGGGUGGGGGUGGGGGCAGAGAUUAAGGGAGGAACAGUGUCACCGCAUUUCAAGGUCCAUAAAGACUCAGCCAUGUUUCCUUAGCCCUCAAAUAAGAGAAACACCAUAUUUCUUUUAAGGCCAUUAUGGGGCUCAGCGGGGAAAUGGUAGUGAUGGUUGGAUGCAAACAGUGGGAUUUUAUACUCACAAAAAAACGUGGGAUCUUUAAUAUAGAAUGUUAGAGAUAUAUAUAUAAAAAGAAAACAGCUAAACACAGUUGAGCCAAUCAGAAGAGACAUUUAAAUAGGGUAUGAAAGCUCCAUAAUCUAAUACCUUUCUGAUGCUUUCUGUAUGUUUCCAAGAAUCUUAUUUAUUGCUUUUCCUUAGCUUUCUGAGCAAAAUUCGCUUUCAGAAAAUUUUCGCCUUUAUGUGAAUGAAGUAAAGUGACGGGAUGGGUGAGGGGGGGAAGCCACUGAAGCCUAAAGGCCAGGAUGGGAUUGGGGUGCCAAGCAGAAUCUGGGGAGUCACCGUAGGGGCACGGGAGGGGGGACCUACGAUGGGGAGGGUGUAAAAAUCUAGAGAGGGAUACAGUUGGAGGUAAACAGUAGCUACCACGGUCCUUUGAUCUGUGGUGGCAGCUUCGGAACGGAGAUGGUAGAGAUGACGUGUGUGGCACGUGGAGAAAUGACGCUGAAGAGAAACUUAGGGGAUGGCGAUGACGCAGGGCGUGUGGGAUCCAGGGGGCUUUGGGACAGGUCCGGAUGGAAAGUUUAGGGGUAGAGAAAGGAUGUCUUUUUCUGGGAGACACAUUUCCUGUUUGUAGAAACCAGCACAGGAAAUCACCAAUGUCCAGAUGAUCAACUCUGAGCACAUAUAAAUUUUAAACGCUGGACAGGGUGGGGCGAGUCUGUGAUCCCAGGACUCAGGAGAUGGCAGCAGACUUGUGAGCCGGAGGCCAGCCUAGGCUCCGCAGUAAGACGCUCAGAAACAAGAAGCAGAUGAGGCUGUAGUCUCUGUUGGCAGAGUGCCUACCUAGCGUACUCGAAGCUCUGGUUUGAUUCCCAGCACUGAAUAAAAACAGGUCUAGUACAUACCUGUACGCCUAGCAGGAGAAUCAGAAGUUCAAGGUUAUCCUUGGCUAUAUAGCAAAUUCAGAACCAGCCUAGGCUACACGAGACCUUGGCUCUAAAAACAAACAAACAAGCAAAAAAAUCUAAAACAGAUCUAAAGAUACAUGCACAGCAAAGUACAAAGGAAGACAUGGAAGCCAGUAGGAUCACAAAACAACAUGGAGUUUCGAUUUGAUCAGGAAAAACGGAAUCACCAGUGCACCCCUUAAAAAAAGAGACCUGUUUGGACAAAGACAAAAUAGUUCACGCACCCAGGACGGGGCGGGGGGGAGGGGGGUAUCUACUAGCAAGGACUGGUAAAAUGAAAAAGAAUUUGCUAAAUAAAACCACUGGCAUGCGCCAGAGAUAAAGUUAAAAAUGUGUUCUGAAGAAACACGUAGAUUCCUGGCACUGUAAACCGAUGCCUCCCGGAGAGACAUUUGGCAAUAUUUGCCACAGGUUUGUUUUUUUUUUAAAUGAUUGUAAAACUACAUUAAUCUCAGCCUGCCUAGAAUCCACCGGGGGCUGAGAGCUGAAGGGUCCGUCUAGAAUCCCCCAGUGAGUGGCGCAGUGGGGGAGUGCUUCCUUGAUUCCUGUCCCCUCUCUAGCACGGGGGCGGGGGGGGGGGGUGAUAUGUUAUCCCACUUUGGGGAAUACAUUCUGGAGAAUUAAUUCAGGGGCAGAAAAAUGUUUGCUGUUAUUAACUGGAAACUAACUGCCCCAUGGUGGGGUGACGGCUGAGUAGGCUGUGGGUCUGUCGGAAGAAUGAAUUCAUGUGGAUAACAACUAUGAAAAGUAUUUGGAAGAAAUAAAUGGUAUGUGGUGCAGUCAUCAGGGGAGAGAAGAGAGGGAGUGGGGGGCUGGGGAGCCGGCUCAGUGGGUAAGAACGCUUGCUAUACAGGUGCGAGGACCCGAGUUCGAAUCCCCGGCACCCACACAAAAAGCCAGGUACCAGAGCUAUAAGGGGGGUGGGGGGGGGAGGGGCAGAGUCAGGGCUUGGUUGCUGCCAGGCUAGCUCCAGGUUCAGUGAACGACCUUGUGUCGAAGUUAUAGGUGGAGAGUAACAGGGAAGGACACUUGGUGUCCUCUAGACCUUGUGCCUGCCUGCACACACAAGAAAAGAGGGUGGUUGACUGGAGCGUUCUGACUGCACAAUGUCAACAGGUGAGAUACGUCUGAAUAGCUACCGAGCAGACAAUGGAUUCCUAAUCUGUAAAUAGCCAGUGAUUUCGGAGGUUACGUCUUUUUGAGUUAUUUUGAGCUGGUAUUCACAUCUGCACAUUUCUUUUUCAGUGAGUAUUAUAUGCUUGAGUACUUCAAGAAAAUAUGCUUCUAUAAAUACUAUUUAAGAAUAACUAACCACUGGGCCAGAUGUGGUAGUGCGCUCCGGGAACUCUAGCACGUAGGAUGAGGGCCGGAGGAGGAUUGUUAUUUUGAGUUAUUGUGGGUGGGCUCCACAGGGGACAGGAUGGCUGUGAAGUUCCCAGCGUUCGUUCCGGAAGUCUGGCUGAAUUCUCCCGACCCAUCCAGACCAAGUGGUGGGGUCACAGAACGGGGUGCGAUCCGAGGAGCUGGAUGAAGGCCCAGAUAGUGUGUGUGUUGCCCCGAGUCUCUUCAGGUAGCGUGAUAGCCAACUGUAAGUCUCAAUAAACGUCUGUGAAAUGAAUUAACGUGUAGAGAGGGGGUCAGACUGUUCGGCCACAGCCUUUUAAGCCAAAUUGUGUAGAAAUCGUGGCUGAUGGGAAGUCUCCAGUAGGGGGCACUGUUGCGCCUCCUAAGGCAAGACUUCAAAAACAGAGGAUUGUGGUUUUCCAGCUUCUUUUAGGAGAAGGGGGAGUAAGGGACAAGAUUCUAGGGGCUCCUGUGCUGUUUUGGGUAGCGGCAGUGCUGCAGAGGCGCACGGGAACCUGGGGGGGGGGGGCGCUAAUUCAGUGAGAGGCCUUUAGAAGUGGAGCCAGGCCUGAUGUGCAGCAAGUUGGGAGGCUGAGGCAGGAGAAUAGGAGAUUGAAGUCCUGCCUCUGUAACUUGGCUAGACUAUAUUUCAGAGUGAGAAAUAAAGAGUGCUUAGGGAUAGAGAGCCUGCCUAGAAUCCCCCAGUGAGGGACUGGGGUGUGGCUCAGUGGUAGAGCGCCUGCCUAGAAUCCCCCAGUGAGGGACUGGGGUGUGGCUCAGUGGUAGAGCGCCUGCCUAGAAUCCCCCAGUGAGGGGCUGGGGUGUGGCUCAGUGGUAGAGCACCUGCCUAGAAUCCCCCAGUGAGGGGCUGGGGUGUGGCUCAGUGGUAGAGCACCUGCCUAGAAUCCCCCAGUGAGGGGCUGGGGUGUGACUCAGUGGUAGAGCACCUGCCUAGAAUCCCCCAGUGAGGGGCUGGGGGUGUGGCUCAGUGGUGGAGCACCUGCCUAGAAUCCCCCAGUAAGGGGCUGGGGGUGUGGCUCAGUGGUAGAGCCCCUGCCUAGAAUCCCCCAGUGAGGGGCUGGGGUGUGGCUCAGUGGUAGAGCACCUGCCUAGAAUCCCCCAAUGAGGGGCUGGGGGUGUGGCUCAGUGGUAGAGCACCUGCCUAGAAUCCCCAAGUGAGGGGCUGGGGUGUGGCUCAGUGGUAGAGGUUUAAGUAGUAUGCAUGUGGUCCUGGAUUCAAUACCCAGUGCCAGGAAGAGGGAGGUACCUGGUCUGAAAGAGAAUCCCACAAAUGCUUAAGAGACAGAACCAAGGGCUUCGGGGGACCUUGGAAGAUGAAGGGAAGUGUGAACUUAAAGGGGUGAGGAUUGGAAGGCACCGCACACUAGAAUGUGGAGGGUGAGGGAAGGGGUGGCCUUGAGCAUAAUUUGGAAGUAGAAAUCCACACCUUAACUGACCUGUGAUUCCUGGUGGAUCCCACCCAGACUCAGAAUCAUUCUUUGUCUUCAACCAAUAUCUUAACCACAUAGCAACUACUUGAUCAAUCAUUCUCUUCCUGAUUGGAACAGUCCAGGUUGUAUGUGAUUGGGGACAGGCCGAUGUUGUUUGGGGAGGGAGGCAAGGCAACAGAGAACAUGUCUGUGUUUUUUUAUAUUCAAAUGGCUCUGCUCCUUCAUUGGAGUAGGCCUGAAUGGGGGGAGUUGCAAACAUGUGUUGUGACAUACAGGACCAAGAGCUGGGCGUACCUGUAACCCCAAUGCUGGGAAGGCUGAAGCGUGGAGAUCAUGCCAGCCUGAGCUACAGGGUGAGACUUGGUCUCAAAACAAGGGCUGGAGAGAUAGCUCAGUGGUUAAGAGUGCUUGCUAUUCUCAGAGAGGACCUGGGUUCAAUACCCAGCACCCACAUCAGGUGACUCACAACAGCCUGUAACUCCAGCUCCAGAACUACCGCCAUCUUCUGGCCUCCAAGGACACUGCACUUACGUACACAUACAGCCACACACAUAGACAUAAUUAAAAAUAAAUGUUUAGAAAAAUAACAUUCUGGCCGGUGGUGGUGCACACCUUUAAUUCCAGUACUCUGGAGACAGAGUCAGGCGGAUCUCUGUGAGUUCGGGGCCAGCCUGGUCUACAGAGUGAGUUCCAGGACAGCCAGGGCUACACAGAGAAACUCUGUCUCGAAAAACCAAAA